AAACAUCAAAACAACAUUAGCUCUCUCAUUCUCAUCCCCUCAAACUCAAGAGUCAAUACAAAGAGAAGACUUUCAGCAAGAGAUAUGGCUAGCCAUCUAAGAUCAGUUAGCUUGCCCUCUAGGCCUCACCGCGAAGUUGAAGAGGAGCUGUGCAGCCUAGAGGCAUGCAUCUCUUCACCCUCCUUGGCCAUCGAGACAAUCUCUGAUUGUUUGUUGAGGCUUGGAGACAUGUACUGCUCUAUCGAGGAAAUAAUGUGCCUGCCCAGCAACCAAGUUUGCUCCUCCCAGCAAAGAAAGAUGUUGGAUGGAGAAAUGGAAUGCUCCCUUGAGCUCUUGGAUCUCUGCAAUGCAAUGCACGCAGAGUUUGCCGAGUUGAAGAACAUCAUCCAAGACCUGGAAGUGGCUAUCCGAAAAGGAGACGAUGCAGCCGUUCAAGCCGGGAUUCAGUCUUACUCUCGUUUAUUGAAGAAGGCGAAGAAGCAUUCUAAGAAGACCGCGAAGAAGGUUAUUUCUUACAAGGAAGAUUGCAGGAUGGUCACAUUGUUGAGCGAGGCUAGAGAGAUCACCAUCUCUCUGCUCGAGUCAACACUUCAUCUCUUGUCCAAGCAAAUCAUAACGCCCAAACAGUCUCUCAUCUCCAAGGCAUUCCAGAAGAAAAUUUCAGUUUUGUGCAAGGAGGAGCAGAUGCAGAUGCUAGGUUGCAGCAUGGGAGAUCUUGAGGCUGGGGUAGGACUUCUGUUCCGGAGAUUGGUCCAGAACAGAGUUACCCUCCUGAACAUUCUUAGCGUAUAGUCAAUCACUCUUGACACCAUGAGAUUGGCAUCCGCCUUUUAAAGGAUUCGCUGAUCCUUCCUAUUUUGUAUACGUAGAAAAUGUACAGAAACUCCCUACAAAUAGAGAAACAGAAGUUUUGACCUAAUGAAUAGUGUGAAACCAAUCCUUGAUUGUGUUCAUUGAUACGGUUAUGUGAUGCUGAUAUCAUUGCCUUGGUGCUUGAUGAUGAAUGUAUAGCACAAAAUCAAGAUUGUGAAUCACGAAGUAUGUGCCUCAUUAGUCAUAGCAAUUCCUUCCUCUUUGAAAUCUUGCAUGGUCAACAUGAUUUUCUCUGUAGAAUAAACAGUUAUAGUCCAGUGGCAAACUUUUUAGCGUUGGCUGUAUCUGGCCAAUACAUGUUUGUAAAUUUAACUGGAUACUGCCUAACCCUUCAUUAAGCUCCUAACUAGUGCCUGGUCCUUGUUCGAUAGAC
Messenger RNA from Lolium perenne, 1246 nucleotides. RefSeq lists its product as uncharacterized. The record is from RefSeq and is a predicted model, not a curated record. Lineage: Eukaryota; Viridiplantae; Streptophyta; Magnoliopsida; Poales; Poaceae. Gene Ontology annotation, biological process: root development; shoot system development.